CCUACCGGCUUUCCGAUGUUUGAACAACGGUUCCUUCGUUCAGAAACCUUAUUGUCUCCUUUCACGGCCGACGAUGAUUUCCAGGGUUUCAGGCCUCUUGAUCAAGAGGGUUCUCUCCCAUAGCAAACCCACCUUCAUUUGUGCUCCUCAAGGCAUUACAGGUAAACUACACCGUCCAGUUCUCUUACAGAGUAGAUGGGUCAGGGCAUUCUCAUCAUCAGAAAGAAGUGAAAACGAGGUGUCAACCAGUAAUCCUGGUGAAGAUGCUCCUAUGUCCUACAGUUACAAAGCAGAUUCCAGCAUAGAAAAUCUUGAAGGAAACAGUUCCGUGCAUUACAGAGCUCUGUCAAACCUGAAAGCAUCUACAAGGCAUGAUAUGGUCAUGAUGUACACUUGCAAAGUCUGUGAAACAAGAUCUGCAAGGACAGCAUGCAGGGAAUCUUAUGAAAAGGGAAUAGUGGUGGUCCGAUGCAGCGGCUGUAACAAUCUGCAUCUUAUAGCAGAUCGUUUAGGGUGGUUUGGGGAACCUGGAAGUGUUGAGGAUUUCCUUGCUGCUCGAGGUGAAGUUGUGAAGAAAGCAUCAUUAGAAACUAUGAAUCUGACAGUAGAAGACUUGGCAGGCACAAAGUCCACUUAACAUUUUAAUUCUAUGUGGAAUUGUAUAUUCCAUAAAUUUUGGUUUUGAGGUUUUGAAAGAACACCUUUGCAGAAGUGCAAGGUCACUCUUGUAUUGUGAUGCUUUAAGAUGUAUUGGGCUUGUUUAUCUGCUCGUUAACCAUGUUUUACAACUACUAUCUUUUAAUCAAAGCAACCCAAAAAAGAUAAGGCGGUCAUGGACUUCAAGCAUAUC
Molecule: messenger RNA, 850 nt
Organism: Nymphaea colorata (pocket water lily)
Lineage: Eukaryota; Viridiplantae; Streptophyta; Magnoliopsida; Nymphaeales; Nymphaeaceae
Exons: 3
Coding region: 74-637 (187 amino acids)
Biological process (GO): protein stabilization; protein folding; protein import into mitochondrial matrix
Cellular component (GO): mitochondrion
Molecular function (GO): zinc ion binding; protein-folding chaperone binding
Source: RefSeq, a predicted model, not a curated record